Messenger RNA from Parasteatoda tepidariorum (common house spider), 3089 nucleotides. It is a transcript of the gene Inos, whose product is annotated as Inositol-3-phosphate synthase. Gene Ontology annotation, biological process: inositol biosynthetic process; phospholipid biosynthetic process. Gene Ontology annotation, molecular function: inositol-3-phosphate synthase activity. Lineage: Eukaryota; Metazoa; Arthropoda; Arachnida; Araneae; Theridiidae. The record is from RefSeq and is a predicted model, not a curated record.
ACCUCUUUCUAUCCAUUUUUCUUCUAACACAAUAUACGCAACCUUUCUUGUUUCACUAACAAGCAAGAAUACUCGCUGAGAAAAAAUCGAUAAAUCGCCAACUGAAUUUCGCCAAGGUCGAGAAACUCACUUUCGUCUGACUAGAGUGCUUUCCCGUCUGUUCCUCAACGUGGAGCCGAAUGCCGGGUGUGACGUCACAUGCGGCAACGCCUUCUCAAGAUCCAAUUGUCGGUCUCGGGUCAAUACAGCUGUACGAAUUAAUAUCAAAGAAUUUCCUCACUUUUCCAGAAAUUUCGAAUCUACUAUAUAUAUGAGGGAUGGACAAAGUGAUGCUCAUAAUUAGUUCGAAAGCAUCUUUCUGACUGCUCUCUUUAAUCCUGCAUUUAUUUUGAGCUCUACCUAGCUCAGCAAUACUUUUGAUCAAUUUUGACCUUCACAUUUGCUGUCUAUUGAUUUUGGAUUUGUGAUUCGAGUUAUCAUUUGCUGAAAAAGAAUUACAAUUGAUUGUAUUCAAUUUCUGAUUUAAAACAAAUUGAAAUUUUUCUCUGAGCAACUAUUUUGCAUUGAAAAUUUUUUGCACUUGAUUCGAAGCAUGGCCAAUAUGGAGGUACAAGUACAGAGCCCUAACACUCGCUACAAAGAAAAGUAUAUUGAAGCCGACUACAAAUACGAUUCUACCAUUGUUAAAAAAGAACAAGGUAUAUUGAAGGUUAUUCCAAGGACUACACGAAUCCAGUUCCGAACAUCCAGACAUGUGCCGAAGUUGGGAGUGAUGUUAGUCGGAUGGGGUGGAAAUAACGGCUCAACUGUAACCGCUUCCAUCCUUGCAAAUAAACACAACAUCACGUGGCGCACUAAGGAUGGAGUGCAAAAACCAAAUUACUACGGAUCUUUGAUACAAGCUGGAACAACAUGCUUGGGCACUUCUGAUACAUCGGGAGAAGUGUACAUUCCAUUCAAAGGCAUGCUUCCAUUAGUAAAUCCUAAUGACAUAGUUCUCGGAGGUUGGGACAUCUCCUCCAUGAACUUGGCUGAAAGCAUGGAACGAGCCAAAGUCUUGGACUAUGACUUACAGAGGCAACUAAAGCCAAUGAUGGAGGGCAUGAAGCCUUUAGCUGGUAUUUAUGACAAGGACUUCAUUGCUGCUAAUCAAGAAAUGAGAGCAGACAAUGUUAUUACUGGAACAAAAUGGCAACAAGUUGAAAAGAUACGCAAGGACAUUCGAGAGUUCAAAGAGAAGAACAAACUCGGUAAAGUUAUUGUCCUGUGGACUGCCAACACUGAGAGAUUCUGUGAUAUUAGAGCCGGUUUGAAUGACACGGCUGAUAACCUUUUGAAAUCUAUCAAAGAAAAUGCUUCGGAAGUAUUACCUUCCUCUUUGUAUGCCGUUGCCAGCAUACUUGAAGAAUGUGCCUACAUAAAUGGUUCUCCACAAAAUACCUUUGUUCCCGGACUUAUUGAGUUAGCGGAAAAAUACAACGUCAUGAUUGGAGGAGAUGAUUUCAAAUCUGGCCAAACAAAAUUCAAGAGUGUGUUGGUUGACUUCCUGAUUGGUGCUGGAAUCAAACCAGUGUCUCUCGUCAGCUAUAAUCACCUUGGCAACAAUGAUGGUAAAAAUCUAUCUGCUCCUCAGCAGUUCAGGUCAAAGGAAAUAUCAAAAAGCAAUGUGGUGGAUGACAUGGUGGCUUCAAAUUCUGUCCUCUAUGCUCCUGGUGAAAAGCCUGAUCAUUGUGUUGUAAUAAAAUAUGUACCAUAUGUCGGUGACAGCAAGCGUGCUCUUGAUGAAUACACUUCAGAGAUAAUGAUGAAUGGUAAGAAUACAAUCGUGGUGCACAACACCUGUGAAGAUUCUCUCCUGGCAUCACCUCUUAUUCUGGAUCUCGUCGUCCUCACUGAACUUUGCCAGCGAAUCUCCUUCCGUAUCCUGCGCAGCUCAGAGACGGCCUUCCAGCCAUUCAAUUCUGUCCUUUCCAUUCUCAGCUACCUCUGCAAAGCUCCUUUGGUACCAAGAGGAGCACCAGUUGUGAAUGCCUUGGCCAGGCAGAGAGUCUGCAUCGAGAACCUCUUCAGAGGUUGCUUAGGUUUGCCUCCUAUCAAUCAUCUGGACAUCGAGCACAAACUGAGUGAUCCUUCUGUUUGGUGCACAGAGCAGCCGGACAAGGUUGUGCAACCUGUGGAACCAGUGAAAUUGAAUUCUCUUCUGAAGACAAAGCACGAUGCAUUCCUGUCUAGUCGUCUUGGAGAAGAAAUUGUCAUGAAUGGUGUUCAUUAGCAUUUAGCUUUCAUAUAUUUGGUUAAGAAGAGUUGUAAAUAUGUAUGUGCCGGUGAUAUAAACGUCAGAGCUUUGAAAUAUGCUGCAAUCAAAUUAUUCGGUAACUUUUAAUGUUGAUAUUUUUAAACAAAAUUUUAAAAAGAAAAUUGUUAGAGAAGGAAAUAUUUUUCUCUGUACUGGACUGGCGUGAGAAUAUUCUUGGGAACAAAGAGACAUUAUUUAAAAAAAUCAUUCAUUCUAAGUAAAUCAAUUACAAGUGGAAAAUUGUUAGAAAACUACGGAAAACUUCAAUUUUUUGUUCCGUCAUUUUUUAAAGGCUAAGGAAUGAAUCUUUUUUUGUACACUGUCCAAAAUCUCUUUUUUUUUUAGUAAUUUAAUUAAAAUUAGUUUUUACAGAAACUCAUGUAGAAUCUAAUUGUUAAAUUCAGUGCAAUUCUGAGAGCAUUUGUACUUAUUUUAGUGUUAAGAAGAAACGUAACUUAUUGAGUUUUGUUCUUACUUACUGCACGUUGGACCUUGUUUUUUUUGUUGUUUUUUUUCGUUUCGUAAUUUGUUUUUCCUAUUUCAGCAUUGAAAAAAAUUUUUAUGCGAAAUCGUUUCAGUGCGUGUGUAAUAUCAUAAGUAUAUAAUCGAUAUGAUUUAUCAUAAACCCUUGUGCAAUAUCAUAAGCCCCGUUUCAUUACCAUUGUAGUAAACUCUCUUGGCAAUAUAUUCAUAGAAUUUGUUUUCAUCAUUCUGUUUGUAUUAUGUUAAUCACGUAUCACCAAAGAUGAAAAAAAUUCCUUUCAUUUUAAAUAAAGUUUUGUUCUAUUUUAAA